CACAACACAGCUAAUGAGGUGUUUCACUGUGUGCAUUUUGAGUGCCCAGCACAAAACAGUACCCACAAGGAUGACAGUAGUAAGGAAGUGUCAACGACAGAGGUGGGGACUGGUGGACAACAGCUUGUUUCUCGCCCUGUUCGAGCUGCAAGCACUAGCUCCCUGCAUUCCCCUCCUGGCUCCACCCCACGUCCACAUGCUCACCAACCGUAAAGGAGAUUCAAAGGGAGCUUUUGCAGCCCUGCUGACAUUGUAUGAAAUUAUUCAGAACCUUCCUGUGCUCUGGCAUCUUUUAUUUCUUUUUCUCUGUGAACAAAGGGGACCAUGUCUGGAAGCUGGAAAUGCUGAAAACGGAAAAGGCUUUUCCCAAGGACAUGAAGAGACUGCUUCACUCUCCUCAAUUUGUUCAAAUCAGGCUGGUCUUUGAGGGCAGAGAAAAUAGGUCUUCAAUCUUCAUCAAGUACCCCAUUAAUACCCUACCUCUCUAAUCUAACCAAGCAAGAGAAACAGAAGGAAAGAAAAGGCAGAGCUACAGUGGAAAUUUAAAAUGACUUAAGCAGAAUGGAAGGCAUAUGAAAUAAGUAUUUGGUCCCUGAAGGCUUCCAUUAACAAGGAAAAAGUUUAUGGAACACAUCAAUCUAGAAUAUGUUAUUUUUAAAAGUUACUCUUCAUUUGUAUUCCUUUGUAACUAGCAAUCUGUUUUAAAUUGUUUUGACUCU
Mesitornis unicolor (brown roatelo) is the source of this 719-nucleotide messenger RNA. RefSeq lists its product as uncharacterized. The coding region runs from base 14 to 427 and encodes 137 amino acids. The record is from RefSeq and is a predicted model, not a curated record. Lineage: Eukaryota; Metazoa; Chordata; Aves; Mesitornithiformes; Mesitornithidae. The transcript is spliced from 2 exons.